AUGAAACGUGGGUCCAUCAAUGGUGUAUCUACUCCCCUUAAGAAGCCUAAAUUGGAAGACGAUUUGAGUCUAUAUUUUGGUCCAAAUAAGAUUUAUUAUAAACAUCCGAUUAGCUGCGGAGAGGCAAACAAGUUUAACAAUAGAACGAGAGAAAAGCCUAUAACUUUGCUCAAUGAUCUAAAAUCUGCAAUUGAAACUCAGAAUACAACCUCUCGAUUCUUUUUGCACUGGUUCCGAAGCGACCUACGCCUCUUGGAUAAUACUUCUUUGUGUAAGACAUGGAACGAGUACGUAAAAUGGAAAGAAGGUAAAAAGGAAGGCCGUUUUAUAACAGUCUUUACCAUCAAUGAACAUGACUGGAGAGCUCAUUUAGAUGGUGGCUGGAAGUUAUCUUUCAUGCUAAAGGCACUAUUUUCAUUGCGAGAUGCGCUUGCUAAAAUGGCAGUGCCCUUAUACGUUUUGCACUAUCAACCGGGAACCGCUCAGCUUUCUAACAGCGACAAUUUUGCGGAGUGGUUUAAAAAUGAAUGUCUAGGUUUAGCCAAAGAGUCGGAAUCUGUGAUCGUAAGCGCUAAUGCUGAAUAUGAAUCGGAUGAACUAUACAGGGAUAUAAGAAUAUUGAAAAAAAGAGACGAUUCAUUCAAUUUUCAAGUGCACCACGAUAUUUGUGUUUUAGAGCCCUGUACAUUAAAGACCGGUAAGGGUUCAAUAUACACGAUAUUCACUCCGUGGUACAAGAAAUGGGCUGUCGAAAUCGAAGCUUAUUUGAAAAAAACAGAUGGCGCAUUCAUACAAAAGAUUGAUGACAUUGAGGAUAACAGCAAAGAUUUUGAAAAAAUUCAAAUAAACUAUGAGCUGCCGGAAGAGUUCACUUCUUAUAUUCCAUCCUCCACGGAAAACCAUCCAGAAGCAAGUGAAGCGGCUGCCAUUGAAUUGCUUAGUUCCUUCCUCGACCAGAAAGUCAACUCUUAUGAUAAGAAGGAUAUCCUCAGAGAUGAAGGAUCUUCUCAUUUGAGUUGUUACUUAUCUUUAGGACUGAUAAGUAGCCGAUACAUUGUUCUCCAAGCUUCGAAGAAGAGCAAACAAGGGAUCAUUUCCAAAGAUAUUAAAAAAAACAACUGUUUGCAAGAGUUUGUCAGAGAAGUAGCCUGGAGGGAUUUUUAUAAGAAUGCAAUUUGCAAUUGGCCAUACCUUUCAAUGGAUUUACCAUUCAAGUUUGAAAUGGAUAACCUGAGAUGGAAGAGGGAGGAAGAGACGUUCAGGAAGUGGUGCAGCGGUACCACAGGUAUACCCAUAGUAGAUGCUAUAAUGAGAAAGCUUCUUUAUACAGGCUAUAUCAACAAUAGGGCCCGCAUGAUUGUAGCUUCAUUUCUUUCGAAAAAUUUAUUACUUGACUGGCGUUGGGGUGAGAGGUGGUUCCGCAGACAUUUGAGAGAUUACGAUUUGUCUUCGAACGUCGGUGGGUGGGGAUUUUGUUCUAGCACAGGAAUUGACGCCCAACCCUACUUUAGAAUAUUUAACAUGGAAUUGCAAAGUAAGAGGUACGAUCCAAAAGGAGAUUUCAUAAAGCGGUGGGUUCCAGAACUCAAAAGCUUUUCCGACGUUCAUAAUCUUGCGAAAACGGCGGAAUACCAUCACCCAAUAGUUGAUCUCAAACAAAGUCGCGAGGAAGCUCUCGAAGCUUACAGACAAGUCAUUUAA
Messenger RNA from Zygotorulaspora mrakii, 1701 nucleotides. It is a transcript of the gene PHR1, whose product is annotated as deoxyribodipyrimidine photo-lyase PHR1. Gene Ontology annotation, biological process: entrainment of circadian clock by photoperiod; circadian regulation of gene expression. The record is from RefSeq and is a predicted model, not a curated record. The transcript has a single exon. Gene Ontology annotation, molecular function: FAD binding; DNA binding. NCBI's taxonomy places the organism in Eukaryota, Fungi, Ascomycota, Saccharomycetes, Saccharomycetales, Saccharomycetaceae. The coding region runs from base 1 to 1701 and encodes 566 amino acids. Gene Ontology annotation, cellular component: cytoplasm; nucleus.